ACAAUGCACAUCACAUUAAAAGUGUCAUAGUGUAAAUUAUAUAUGGUUUUGGUACUGUUUUUGAAAGCACAUAUUUAUUUGAAAUAAAUAAUAAUGUUUUUAACCUCAGUUGUUUUAUCUGUCUGUUUGACUAUUGUAUUUGCAGAGCCAUUUUUUCCAAAUGUUCAAGCAAAUCCUAACUUUGUUUCUCAACAAGUGCCAUCGAUGACACGAGAAGAUCAACGUUUUUCUCCGAAUAUGCCAUUUUCACCAAUGGAAGGAAAUCAAAAUAUGUAUCCGAUUUCACAAGUACCAGUGAUGCAAGGAUUCCAACCUCCAUUUCCGUUUAAUCCCAUAAAUCAACAACAAUUAUCUAUAUUAUUAAUGUCAACGUAUGCCAGAAUGAUCUCAUUAAUUCAACUGAUGAACAUGCAAAACAGAUAUCAACCUUACAAUCAAUACAGUGGUAUUUUGUUAAACUUUUAUCCAGCCGUAAAUAAUUUCGUUCAAUCUGCAGUUCCCUUGCCAUACGUUCAACAACCUCAAGUAGAAACACAAAACAAUUUGCAAAAUGAAUUGUUGCAACAACAACAACAACAAGCAGAAGCACAGCAUAAAGCGAUUUUAGAUGAACGAAAAAUACAACGUGAAUAUGACAUGGAAAUUCAAAGACGUGAAGAGCUUAUAAAAAGACAAGCGGAGGAAGAAGAAAUAGAAAAUAAACAAAAAGAAAUAGAACGUCAAUUACUUGAUGAAGAAGAAAUAGAAAGGCAAAGACAAGAAGCUCAACAACAAAUUUUUGAAGAAGAACAAGAAGAAAUAAGAAGAAAAGAAGAAGAAUUAAGACUUCAACAAAUUGAAAAUGAAAAAUUGAAAGAAAAGAAACUAAAAACGAGACCACCGACAAAAGUAAUUAGAAAAUCACGUAAAUCAUCAGUAAAUUAAAGAAGAUAUUAUUUUAAGACUAUAGCCAAAAUACAAUAAGCAUAAUUUAACCAAUUAAAUAUAAUAUAAUAAAAAAAGACGUUUAAGAUUAUUUAAAUAAAUAUAUAUUAUAUUAUAUAUACGUAUAUAUUUAAAAAAGUAAAUAAUGAAUGUACUUUAAAUCACAAAAUAUUAUAUAAAUUAGGUGUUUAAAUAAUAUAACAUUUUAAAACCUGAAUUAUCUAUUUAUGAAAUUAAAAGAAAGUCGUUAGAGCUAUAAAUAAUACUAUCAAUUAGAUAACCUAACUUGAUACAAAUAUUUUUGUACACAAUAAUCUGAUUGAUAAAAUGUAUUUUAAAAAAACUAUUUGCACAUAAUGUAUUAUAAAAUGUUAUAAUGUAAGACAAAUGUUGUAAAUUUCAAAAUAAAAUAUACCUAUUCGCUUAGCUA
Rhopalosiphum padi (bird cherry-oat aphid) is the source of this 1354-nucleotide messenger RNA. RefSeq lists its product as uncharacterized. Bases 94 to 924 code for a protein of 276 amino acids. NCBI's taxonomy places the organism in Eukaryota, Metazoa, Arthropoda, Insecta, Hemiptera, Aphididae. The transcript is spliced from 4 exons. The record is from RefSeq and is a predicted model, not a curated record.